Messenger RNA from Rhagoletis zephyria (snowberry fruit fly), 7332 nucleotides. RefSeq names its product titin-like. Gene Ontology annotation, cellular component: synapse. NCBI's taxonomy places the organism in Eukaryota, Metazoa, Arthropoda, Insecta, Diptera, Tephritidae. The record is from RefSeq and is a predicted model, not a curated record. Gene Ontology annotation, biological process: homophilic cell-cell adhesion; synapse assembly.
AACGACGCAUUUCGGCCUAUCAGUUACGACCAAUCGAUUCCGGAGAUGAUGAAACCUCAUCAUCAGGAAAAGAAGACAGCUCGCCCGAGUCACCACAUCCACAACGCCAGCCCGGCGCACCACAGUAUGGCCAAUAUUUGGCCAUCAACGGGCAGGCACCCCAUCAGGGACGCGCACGCACUAAGAAACCGCGCAGUAAAUCUUUACAACCACAUUCAAAUCUUGUACCCUGGCGCAAAUCAUCUCGCCCUAGACGUGGUCGUUCCCUAGACAAGCAACCCUUCUUUCCCGGUUACAAACCAGAACCAAUCAAAUCAUGGACUGAAGAAACUAUAAGUCUGAAACCAACACCAAUUGAAAAGAAAGUCAUUCCAAAAUUGGAGGCAGCUAAAGUUGAGCUCAAAUCCAUCAAAGAUCAGCGCAAUCAGGGUUUGAUGAGCAUUGGUGCUACACUCGACAAGAUCAUCGCUGGUAAGAGUGAAAAGGAAGCCAUUCCAUGGGUGGUGAUGCCUUGGGUGGUGAUGCGUGAGAAAUUGAAACAUGUCGAAAGCGUACAAAAGCAAUUGGACAAAUUCGAUUUGGAUGAAGUUUACCUACGACCAAUCGAUCAGCCGAUAAUCAUAGACAAACAAACGCCGCAACAGGCGCAACAAGAGCAAAUCGAACGGACUAAAGAAAUUCAGAGGCUGCGUAGCAUGGAAAGUUUGGAAAUUACUGAGAUGACAGAGCAGAUCGAAAAAUUAAUAACCAAACAUCAAAAGGAAGACACCAUUCCAUGGAAGGAAAUGCGUCAGCAUCUGAAAAGUGUUCAGCGUGUGCACAACCAAAUCGAGAAGUUCAAAAUUGAAGAAGUGGAGCUACGUCAUUUAGAGGCGCAAACCACAACUACACAGAAAGUGAGCGGCGCAACACAAGACACAGUCUAUAUGACUGUGGAUGAGAGCUCAAAGGGAUCCAUACAGAAGGUGCUGCGCAAAGAAGACAUCCAGCAGUAUGGUGAAGACGUGACCGAUCUGCAUAAGCAACAGUACAUCAUAAGUGAAGACAUUAACAUGCUGAGUGUUGCUGAGCGUGAGCGUCUUGAAGCUCAACGCAUCAUACAACAGCAGCUGCCUGUAAACUGGCGCCAAGGACAAACGAGGCCAAAACUACAACCACUCACAUCGGGAGAGGAUACUUCCAUACUGAAGACGGGCGCCACAACUCAAGAGCAGUUCACACAAAGCUUGCAACAGCAAAAGUACACCAGCGUUGAAGACACGAAAAUGAUGAGUAUUCAAGAGCACGAGCACCUUCAAAUGAUGAAACGUACACAGGAUGAAAAAACGGUGGAUUGGCGCCAACAGAGGCAAACACAAGAAUUCCAGCAAGUAGAAGAUUCGACCAGACUAGCCAUUCAAGAGCGGCAAGAUACUGAAGAACAGCAAUUCACACAACCACAACCAACUAUGUGGGAUCGUGGCAGUAAGAAGCCGCUGCCUCAACAAGCACAGCCUCGACCGCAAAAACCCGCUGCACAGUAUCCAGAGCAGCCUAAGACAUACGAGGAAGCAGUUGAUGUGUUGCCGGAGCAACCUGCGCCUGUGCAACCAACAGACCAGCCUACACCAGUUAUGUGGGAACGCGGUAGAAAGAAGGUAACUACUCAGCACCAGCAAAUGAACGGUACUCAGCAAAUUUCAGAGGUGGCCGAACAGCAAAUUAUUGAUCAACAGCAAAUCAUUGAGCAACAACAAUUUGUUGAAGAAACCAAGAAAACUACCGUACGCAAAACAAUUGCACCGCGUGAGCCUGAACAAAAGAUGGAACAAGUUUUACUAAAGCCUACACCUCGACCACGUCCCAAAUUACCAGAAAAUACUGAAGAAAUCCAAAUUCAAACACUGAAGCGCACACAGGCUACACAUACUGUCGAAGAACAGCCAACCCGCGGCUUUGAAGAAGCUUUGGCCACACUCGAGGAAGUGGAAAGACCACAACAACCUGAGGCACCACAGCCGGUUAUGUGGGAACGGGGAAAGAAAAAGCCUAUUAAAGCAGAUGAAGUAACUGCUGAACAGCCAACAAAAGCUUAUGAGGAAGCUGUAGAUGAGCUGCCAGAGCAGGCUGCCACUCAACAGCCAGAACAACCUCAGCCUGUAUUGUGGGAUCGUGGCAAGAAAAAACCAACAGCCCAAGUUCAGGAAACACAACAGGUAGAAGAGAAACAACAAACUGUUGAAGAACGAAUCACUGAAGAACAAACUGUGGUGGCAGAUGUUAAGAAAGUCGCACGCAAGGUAAUACCACAGGAGCCUGAACAGAAAAUGGAACAGGUGGUGCUUAAGCCAACACCAAGACAAAAACCGAAAGAGACGCCCAAAGCAGAAGAAGUACAGCUUAAGCCAACUAAACGGCCGCAACCCACACGUGCCGCAGAAGUGGAACAGCAGCAACCAAGCCAAGCAUAUGAGGAAGCAGUCGAUGAUCUUCCUGAAGAGCAGAAGGUACAACAGGCAGAGAAACAAGAGCAACCAGUUAUAUGGGAGCGUGGUAAAAAGAAACCGGCCAAACCUACAGAGCAGAAGGUGGAAGAGCAACCCACAAAAGUUGAUGAAGAAGCUGUUGAUGAACUAAUUGAGGAACCAAUUCCACAGCAACCAGAACAGCCACAACCCGCCGUAUGGGAGCGUGGAAAACGGGUGAAACCGCUGCCACAAGAAGUUACCCAGGUUGAAGAAAUAAAGCAAGAGUCGGUUUCUGAAGAAGUGAUUGCUGUUGAAGAAACCAAAAAGAAGGCUGUUCGCAAGAUCAUUCCACAGGAACCAGAACAAAAGAUGGAACAAGUGGUACUCAAACCUACUCCUAGGCAAAAACCGAAAGAAGCUCCUAAGCCAGAAGAAGUUCAACUGAAACCUCUGCAACGGCCACAGCAAAAGCAAGUCGAAGAAGAGAAGCCACUACAGCCUACAAAAGCAUUCGAAGAAGUUGUUGAUGAAAUAACAGAAGACGUCGCUGAAAUAGAAGAACAACCACAGCCGGUCAUGUGGCAACGUGGCAGGAAGAAGAAACCUGUCAAGGUUACUGAAGAGAAACCAGAAGAAUUGCCAGCACCUACUCAAGAAGAAGUGGUCGAUGUAUUGGAGGAGCCAGAGCCGGAGCUACCAGAAGAGAAAGCUGUAUUAUGGGAACGGGGCAAGAAGAAACCGAAAACUCCAAAGAAGGAGGAAGUUGAAAUUGUCGAAACGCAGAAGGAAGAAAUAAAAGAACAGGAAGUGGUUGAGAAGAAAAAGGUUAAGAAAAUCAAACACAAACCUACUGAUACACAAGAACUCGAGACGGUAGAAGUAAUGCCUGAGGCUGAGGAAGAAGAAAUCGGUGAAGAUAUACCGGAAGAAAUACAGCCAACAAUAGAAGAGCACAAACAAGAACUAGAGACGAGAGAAAUUGUGGAGAAAAAGACAAAGAGGAAGCUGCGGAAACCAAAGUUACGAGAAGAUGAGGAGAUUCUAAGUAUAGAUGUUCCAGACGAAGAAGUUGAAGAGACCACCGAAGAUAUCAAAGUAGAGGAAGCUACUGAAGAAAAGAAAAUAAAGGUGAAGAAGGUUAAGAAACCUAAAAAGAUAAAGACUGAGGAAGAUACUGAAGAAGUUCAACCCGAAGAGGUUCAAGGAGAGGAAAUAGAAGAAGAACUUAAACCAGAAGAACCAGUGCCAGAAGAAAAGGCUCCGAUUAAACGGAAGAGCAUUAAGCCAGAAGAACCUGAACAGGUCGAGAAGGUUACGCUGAAACCAGUACCACGCAAACAGUUACCGAAGCCUGAGCAAGACAAGCCGGAGGAAGUUACACUCAAACCAGUCAAAAAGGUCUCGAUUUCAGAAGACGUGCAACAACCCAAGGAAGUUGAAGAGACUACCGAAGAUAUCAAAGUAGAAGAAGCCACUGAAGAAAAGAAAAUAAAGGUGAAGAAGGUUAAGAAACCUAAAAAGAUAAAGACUGAGGAAGAUACUGAAGAAGUUCAACCCGAAGAGGUUCAAGGAGAGGAAAUAGAAGAAGAACUUAAACCAGAAGAACCAGUGCCAGAAGAAAAGGCUCCGAUUAAACGGAAGAGCAUUAAGCCAGAAGAACCUGAACAGGUCGAGAAGGUUACGCUGAAACCAGUACCACGCAAACAGUUACCGAAGCCUGAGCAAGAAAAGCCGGAGGAAGUUACACUCAAACCAAUCAAAAAAGUCUCGAUUUCAGAAGACGUGCAACAACCCAAGGAAAUAGAGGUGUAUUCCGACGAAGAAGUGCCUCAAAAGGUCGUUGAAGAAGUCAGUGAGGAAGUCACUAAGAAACGUGUAAAGAAGAAGAAGCCCAAGAAGAAGACAGCUGAACAGGAAGAAGUGGAGGAAACCGAACAACCGGCCGAAGAAAUAGAGGAAGAAGAGGAGGUAGAGCCCAUACCUGCAGAAGAAAUUGAAGAACAGCCAACAGAGGAAGUGGUUGAAAAGCCAGAAGCUGUUCCACGGCCCAAACCAAAACCAAAAGUAGUACCUGUUGAAGAAAAGGUCGAAGAAGUUGCCCUCAAACCGAUCAGAAAAGUUAAAAAGGAGCUUCCAGAAGAGCAAAGCGUUGAGGAAGUCAAAUUGAAACCUGUGAAGCGGCCAGAUCAAGUGCCUGAGGAGCAAAAACUAGAAGAAGUUGUGCUUCAACAUGUCGAAAAACAAGCUGAGGAAAUUAUUGUUGAGGAAAAGAAGAAGACAAAGAGAGUUAAGAAGCCGAAACCUGAAGAAUUACAGGAAAUUCCAGAUGCGGAGCCGGUGCAACUAGAAGAGGCUGAGCAUUUCGAUAUCGAAAAGGAGCCGAUCGUACAGGAGCCACAACCGCAAGUCCCUUGGAAGCGCGGCGAAAAGAAGAAGCCAGUUGAGGAACCCAUUGAAGAGAAACAGUGGCCGACUGGCAAGAGGAAACCACGUCCGGAGGAACAACCAGAAGAAGUAACACUCAAGCCCAUUCCACAAAAGCCAAAAGAAGAGCCAGAAAAGCCAAUCAAGGAAGUUCAUGCACCAAAAUUGGCACCUGAAGAACGACCACAACCAGAAGAUGAGGAACUUGAAAUCACACCAAUACCGGUGGAAGACGAAGCGGAGCCACAAAAAGAAAAGCCAAAGAAAGAAAAGAAGAAGAAACCUAAGUUGAAGAAAGCAACGCCGUCCGUUGAUGAAAUAACUGAAGAAAUAGCUGAACCAUUCAAUGAACCCAUAACUGAAGAGGAUCAAGUCGACGAAAUUCCUAUUGACGAGGUCAAGGAAGUUGCUGUUUCUGAGGAAGUUCUGCCAGAAGAAGAGGUCGUACCCACCGACGAUUUGCCCACCACCAAGCAAAAGGCCCAUAAGAAACGCACAAAACGUCUAAAGGAUGUAUCAUUCGAAGAGCAACCAAAGCUGCUUGAAGCCGAAAUUGUUGACCUUGAAGCCGAAGAAAUUAUCACACAAGAAUCCUCACAGGAAAUCUCACAAAAGACUAUUCAACUUAAGAAGACUGAAGAUAAUCGACCUCAAUUCAUCACUACGGAGCAAUUAAUUGAGCUCGACGUAGAUGACGUACGCAGAGGUAUUGACAUGAAAGUUACGUCGAACAUUGUCAAGAAAGAAACACGGCGCAUCAUACUGGACGAUAGCCAACCGCUGCCCGAGCUCGAAUUGAUCACACAAAAGCGUAUACAAGAGGGUAUCGAUAUGCUGCCCGAUGAGGAAUUGAUUGAAGACCAAACGGUGCCUCAAAAGGAGGAGACCACAACAUCAGAAGUACAACAGCAGGAACGUAAGCUGGUGCGCAAGAAGAAGAAGGAAAUCAAACCACCACGCAUUACCGAGAAAUUGCGACCAGUUAUGUGUACACCGGAGGCGCCCACCGAAUUGGAGUGCAAGAUAGAGGGCACGCCAUUCCCAGAAAUUAGCUGGUAUUUCAACGACGUGCUACUCUUUGCUUCGGAAAAGUAUGAAAUUACGGUAAUGGAAGAUGUGGCCAAAUUGAAGAUCGCCAAGGUUACGCCAAGCGAUGUUGGCGUGUACACUUGCGAGGCGCGCAACGAGGCCGGCGUGGCAACAAGUCGAGCCAACAUAUUCUUAGAAAAAGAACAAGGCAUUGCACCACAGUUCACAAAACCACUCAAAAUCGAGUUCACAGAAGAAAAGGAACCCGAAUUAUUGAGAGUUACUGUGACAUGUCAAGUAGUUGGCAAGCCAAUGCCAGAUGUGAAAUGGUACCGCGGCACUGAAGAAGUCAUACCCAGCGAGUCUGUGCAAACCUUCUACAACGAAGAGACCGGCGAUGUCGCAUUGGAAAUCAUCAACCCCACACCCAAUGAAGCCAUUACAUACUCCGUGCAAGCACAAAACGAUUUCGGACGCGCCAUUGGCAAUGCCAACAUACUUAGCCGCGUCGACGAGGCACCACUAGAGGUAUUGAAGCCACCAAAGGUGACACCGCUCAGUGCAAAGGUUAUACCCACUGGUGGUACUUUGUUGUACGAGGCCAAGUAUGAAGGUUCACCACGUCCGGAAAUUACGUGGCUGCGCAAUGGCCGCGAGAUACAAAUCAAUGAAGACAUUACCAUUGAAACCACAGAAACGACCACCACAAUCAAGAUUGUCAAUAUGAAUCGCAAACGCACGGGCAAAUAUGAGGUGUGCGCCAAGAAUAAAGUGGGUGAAGCCAAAUCCUCUGGUUCGGUGAUGGUGACCGAUCAAGCACCCGACAAACAGAUUAUACCACCACGAUUCAUACAACCACUACAGCCGCAAUACUUUGGCGAGAAUGAAGUGGCCAUAUUAGAAGUGCUGGUAGAAUCAGAACCACUCUCAUCAUUCCAAUGGUUUAUCAAUCUUGAGCCGAUCAAGAGUUCGAACGAAUGUCGUAUAGUUUCACAAGCGAACAAGUCUACACUGUUGAUAGAAAACUUCCAAACGAAAUUCGUCGGUAACUAUACUUGUCGUGCGGAGAAUGUAGGUGGCUCGGUUACAUCCACAGCGACCGUCAAAUUACUGGAAGAUAGUCCACAAGAAACUGUGGAAGAAUUCGAAUCGCCACGAUUCGUUGAAGAAUUAUUAGAGUCGAUUAUAGUAAUGGAUGGCGAAGCAUUAUUACUCACAUGCAAAGCGGUUGGCAAGCCUACACCGAAGGUGGAAUGGUACCACAAUGAAGAGAAAGUGGUUGAAACCAAAGAGACGUUGAUAUCACAGGAUGCCGAUGGUUUAUGUCAGUUGCAAAUAACAGAAGUAUUCCCCGAGAACGAUGGCGAAUACAAGUGUGUGGCCAGCAAUAAGAUAGGCGAAGCGCUAACAAAGACAUUUGUCAAUGUACAAG